CCUCAAGGUCUGGGCCGAAUAUGAAUCUUUCGAUCGAAUCCUCGUCAAUAAUUAAGAAGCUUAUGCCGUUCCACGUUCAGCGGCGCAUCUCGGUCGGUUUACCGAAGUUCAUCCUGUCGUAGGAUCCUCGCGGAAGUUCCGGCGAAACGUUGUCGUCCCAUUGAUCACCGCACAAGUCCGAUCGUGCACCUCGAACGCGACGUGUCAAGUUCAGCCUGACGCAAGCCCCGCGUCCACGUGCGGCGGCGAUGGGGUGGGACAGAGACGAACGGCCACCGGACGGACGUGUACAACGUUAGACACCACCGUUUCGAUCGGCGGCGAACGCCGACUAUAGGAAAAACCGCCGCCCUCGAAACCACCACCCUGAAGUGUCAGUAGCGUGCCGUCUGUUCUUGCUAUUGCCACGAGCCCGUUUCCGCUAUUCGACUCGGGUCCGAACAUCGUCGGUCGAGGCGAAUCGAUUCGGGACCGGCCAUCGCGGAACACGGUCCGGUAGAGUACCGAUCCGAGAGAAAGAAGCGAGCGUGACCGGCCGCAACGGAGGGUUGAUCGGCGGGCGCACGAGCCGUGGCGAUCGAGUGAUGGGAUACUUUUGAACGAUCCAUGAAAUUUCGAAUGUUGACGAAUGGUGCUUGUGAAAAAUCCGUCGCCCUCUCGAGGCGAGAGUCCCCAAAAAGAAAAUGCGAAGAAGGAUAAGAAAAGGAGCCGCGUGUCGCGCGGCAAUAGUCCAUCGGAAACGAAUCUGUCCAGGGGGAACAGUCCCGGCAGAAACGGUAGCAACGUUAAGAGGGUCGUUAAGAGCAGCCUGUUGCAGUCCAGGGGAAGCGAAACCGGCAGCAUCGAGAAGCUGGUGGACGGCGACAGGAGGCAGAUAGCCACGAAACACUUGCUUCCAGAGAAUAAUAUAAAUGUCGUCGUCAGAGUCCGUCCACUCAGCAGUAAAGAAGUUAAAGCGGGAGAUCAUAUGGCGGUGCAGUUUCCCGGAGAUGGACAGAUAUACUGCGAAGGAUCUCCGAGCAGCGGAGACAAGAAGGGUAAAUUAUUUUCAUACAACGUCGUCUUCGAGCCCACGGCCUCUCAAGAGGACAUCCUGCAAUUCUCCGGUAUCAAGAAGCUCAUUGAAAUGGCGGUGGAAGGGUUCAGCUGUACAGCGUUCUGCUACGGGCAGACAGGAAGUGGGAAAACUCACACCCUUACAGGACCUCCGGGAAUGUUGGAAAGGAUAAAUUCCUACUCGGAGGAUAACGGCCUGGUCUUCCGGUCCUUCGUCUACCUAUUCAAGCUCCUGCAGGAACGGGAACAGUGCAACUUCGUUCUGAGAGCCUCCUUCCUGGAGAUCUACAACGAGAAGGUAAUAGAUCUGUUGAAUCCCGGCACGUCGAGGAAACCCCUGAUGGUCCGGUGGAGCAAAAAGACGCGAGGCUUCUUCGUCGAGAAUCUUUUCACCGUCGAGUGCGAGGAGCUUGACGACCUUCUCGCGGUUCUCGAAGAAGGUAUGAGGAACAGAUCCGUCGGCGCGCACAAUAUGAACGAGCACUCCAGCAGAAGCCACAGCAUCCUUACCGUUAGUAUUACGUCUGAGCAACAAAUGGACAACAGCGUGUUCAUCUCGAGGCAGGGGAAAAUCAAUUUCGUCGACCUGGCUGGCAGCGAGAUGACGAAGAAGACGCAGAGCGAGGGAAAGACCUUGGAGGAAGCGAACAACAUCAACAAAAGCCUAAUGGUUCUGGGCUACUGCAUAUCCUCGCUGAGCGAUGGGAAACGCAAGGGCGGCCACAUUCCAUACCGGGACAGUAAGCUGACCAAACUUCUCGCCGAUAGUUUGGCGGGCAACGGCGUUGCAUUGAUGAUCGCCUGCGUUUCACCGGCCCGAUCCAACGCCAGUGAGACGUUGAACACUCUGAGGUACGCGGCCAGGGUGAAGAAAAUUCGAACGAAGCCGAUCGUGGUCAUGGAUCCCCGGGAAGCUUUGAUUUUGAGCCUGAAACGCGAGGUGGGAGCAUUGCAGACCGAGAACGAGCACCUGAAGGCGGCUCUUCAUCUGAACGGCGACAACCAGAAUAUCAUUCGAAGCGAAUCCAAGGCGGAAAGGAGAGUACCAUUGACACCGCCGGUCGUGGACUUAGACAAGCUGUCCGAAAUGGAGCGGCCGGAAUUGAGUCAGCUGAUUCACGCGUACAUCACGGAGAACGAGGCUCUGCGCCGCGAGAAUGCCGAGCUGUACGCCACCAGGGAGCAAGUGAUACGGGACCAAGAACUAGUUUGCAGGGAGAACGAGAGGCUGCUGAAGAAACUGGAGGACGUGAACUCGAUUUAUUACUGCAGAGUGUGUUGCCGGUCACCGAUCAUACCUGCCAGGCCCACCUACUCCGCGGAGGCGUUCAACGACACCAACAACGAGGAUAUGCCCGGAGCGACCAACGUAUGGACCAACCCGAAUGUAGAGCCUACGCCGCUGUCGACUGACAUAAUCAGACGCGGACUGUACAAGUCCACGAGCAACAUGCCAGAGAAAAUUCAGAAGGAACUGGACAAACGAAGAAUCGUUGGCAGCCACAAUAACAUAGCUGAGACUUACAAAGACAAGAGUCAACACCGCCGUCACAACUCCUGGGACAAUGGGAAUGGCCUGGUGCGAAUGAGUCCGGAUCAGACUAUGUCACCCGUACAUCUUAAUCAACAGAAGAAGACGAAUGUUCGUCGUACUUCGACAGUCCCUGAAGAAAGAAGACCCUCAGAGAACGAUGUCCUAGGGGAAGCGGUUCGACCGACCGACGACUUCAACGAGUCUCCGGACUCGAUACUCAGCGGUCCCUUGGAGAUGGUGAACUCCGCUCCGAACACGGCGGAAUCGGAGACUCCCACCGCACCGUUUCCAGCGGCGUCGGACGGCUCGUCGCCGUUCGACACACUAGUAUCCGAGCAAAGAGUCCGGUCUCGGUUCUCGGAGAACGCCAAAGAAAAAGAGGAUGAAACCUCGCAAAGGGCGUUUGGUAGUCCGAUCCCCAUCGACGAAGACAAACCCCUUUGAACGUCCCAAAACGAAUGCGGUAGUCGAUGAUACUGUUACCAAUACUAUUACCAAUAUUGUCCAGGUGUGAUCAGCUAGCAGGAUGGAGAGAUUUCAAUAGAGCAACGAUAAGAUUGGAACUUGUAGGCAAGUUGUAGCGCCACGGGUCGCUGAAAUUCAAUUGAUCGCUCCAGAGGAUUUAUAUUAGUAGAUUACGAGUGACCUCGAGGACCAACCGAUUUUGUCUUAGCUUACUAUAGAUCGUUAUACGAGUUCUGUCCGUUGAUCUCCGCGGAGUAGCGAUUUCAUGUUAUCUCGGGACGUCUUUGCAGUUUUAUUUUGCUAGGCAUGAGGUAUUUUCGAAACCAAAGUGUAACGCCAGGCGGCGGACAGAACAUUUACAGCUGCGCAGCGUAAAAGAAAAACAAGCUCGUUUGGAAUGAUUAAAACGAGACACAGCGCCGUCUGCGGAUGGUGGCAAACAUGUAUCUGUUUUUCAAGUAAUAAGAGAACAAUAUCGCGUUUUCGAGAACGCGUAGCGUGUAGUAGAGGAAUUAUUUCCAUAUAGAUAACGUAACUGUGUGUGAGACUUAGGCGUGAAUUCCAACGGUCAUGGUCACGUAUCAAAUUCUACCUCUGAGUAAGAUUUAAAGUCGUCCAAGCCGAAAAUACGGCGUGGACCAACGUUUCUGUGCAAUAAAGUAUAUUUGGUUGUUCUAUCGUUGACGAUGAUUCCUCGGUGCCUGUCCGGGUCGCUCUGAAAAGAGUUUCGAGUCCGUUGCCGGGCAUCGCUAAAGAUAGCAUAAUUCGAUUGGAAAGAAAGCGGCCAGAGCGAAUGGAACGGACAAAACAUUGUCGCCCAGCCGUCCCGAUAAGAAAACUCUAUAAAAAGACAAUGUGACCCAUUGUGCUCGUUAUCGGCGCGAGCCGAAUGGUUCUGCAACUGCGUGCCAAUAAUUUGCCGGCGGCGCGUGCAUAAUUCAUCAGAUACACAUCUUGCCACGUCAGAUAAACAGGACAGAGAAAUAGAUAGAUAAUAGACGCGAUCGUGCCCGAGGAUAAUAAAACGCGAAUCGCAGAUGGCGUUCGUACAGGUUAGAACAUUUGCCAGAAAACAUUCGAUGCUACUCGCGCAUUGGUCGAAAUUGUUUCGACCGCAAUCGGUCCAUACCAUUCGCAGCCAAUCAGUUCCGUUCACCCGUCAGCCUCGCGAUUCCAGUGGUCCGUUUCGCGAGCCAAUAAACGACCGCCGUUCAAACGGGAAAUACGUAAUGCGACGUUAACCGAACGACAUCUCGUUGAGGAAACAAAGAAAAGACAAAGAAGAAAUUUUAAUCCUUGAAAUACCCCUUCCCCAUCCUCGUCUCGAUCCUUAGUCGAGCACCGUUGCGAGAUCGCGAAGCACAGGGCUGAUUUUCGGGGCGCAAAGGAAAGACACGCCAUUGGCGUUCGCGAAACGUGCUUCCGCUGUUUUACCGAUCGCGCGGAUCCUCCGUCCCCACUUUAUCGAAAAAGCAUCGAUGAUAGUGCGAUUACCGCUGGUGCAACUGCGAGGGAGUAGUAACUGAGCGGAUGAAAGAACGAGAAUCAUUCUUGGAUGGACAGUGGUAUCGUGGUAAAGUGCGAUUGCAGUCUGGAAAAGGUAGGCUGGCAGCGAGGAAGAGGAGAGUGGCGCGGUGAGAAAGAGGGAGAGGAGGAAGAGAGAGAGAGAGAGAAAGCGGGCGCGUGUGGCAAGGUCGGUGUGGCGUGCGGUGAAGUUUACGGGCUUUAUUAAAGUGCAGUCGGACGGGUUGAAAAAAACAAUCGACGGACAUAAUACGGCGCCCCGUGAAGUCCGAUGUCUAGUGCUGAGGUGGUGGAGAGCUCC
This is a messenger RNA of Nomia melanderi (Alkali bee), 4880 nucleotides long. RefSeq names its product Kinesin-like protein at 54D. Gene Ontology annotation, cellular component: microtubule associated complex. Gene Ontology annotation, biological process: microtubule-based movement; mitotic spindle organization; spindle elongation. Lineage: Eukaryota; Metazoa; Arthropoda; Insecta; Hymenoptera; Halictidae. The record is from RefSeq and is a predicted model, not a curated record. Gene Ontology annotation, molecular function: ATP binding; microtubule motor activity; microtubule binding.